Molecule: messenger RNA, 921 nt
Organism: Angiostrongylus costaricensis
Lineage: Eukaryota; Metazoa; Nematoda; Chromadorea; Rhabditida; Metastrongylidae
Source: the annotation of a GenBank genome assembly
AUGCGGUGGCUAAUCCUACUGCUGUUGACGGUGGGAAGUCGGGCCGAAGAGUGGGAUGCCUACAACUAUCCCAACCCUACUGCAGGCCAAUUCAUGGAGUGUAACAUGAAGACAACAUCUAAUAUCUGUGAUCCGGAUGGUGUUCUUUCCGUACAAGCACGUUAUCGCCUCGAUCAUGACUUGAAACAACUGGAGAGCAGAACCAGACAGGACCAUGGACGAACAUUCUGUGAGAAGAAAGGCGUGACGGCAGCCAUGGCAGUGGCUAGGCAUGUCAAAGGAGGCUCAACAGAGGCAGUAAAAGCCAUGGCGAACGACAUGCUCAGAAAAUGGACACUUGACCAGCAAUGCCAGAAAGCCGUUGUUUUCGUAGUUUCCACGGACGAUAUGGUGUUCUGGGUUGCUCGUGAUGAUAAGGUGCCCGUGUAUGCUGACGAGUUCAAUGAGAUUUUCAAACAGCAGAAAUCCCUAUUUCAACAGAGCAAUUAUCAACAGGCACUAACCAAUAUUAUGCAAAAGACAUGGUUGGUUGCACUUUUUAUUCCUCAAUAUUAUUUUUUUCAAGGUUCUGGCUUCAAAAUGCCAUCAAUACCAGGAUGGUUCUGGGCGCUUCUGUUUCUAGUUAUUGUCCCACUUGUGUGUAUGUGCAUCUGUUGUUAUUGCUGCUGUUGUCGUGGGAAAGGUGGAGCCAGUGCGAGAGCUCAAGAUGGUGAGAAUGUUAUCUCUAAUGUUAUUUUAUCUAGGCUAGUAAAAAAUGGAAUAAUUUCAAAAGUUAAGUAUGAAGAACAUCCAUUUGCAGGUGGUGGUGCCUAUCCAGCCGCCCCUGGUGUGGUUUAUGACGACAACGGUGGGAGAGGUGGUGGUGGACUGUACCCCUCGAAGGCCGUCAAAGAUGAGGGUGGUGGAGGCAGUUGGGCCUAG